This is a messenger RNA of Pongo pygmaeus (Bornean orangutan), 5047 nucleotides long. It is a transcript of the gene QTGAL, whose product is annotated as queuosine-tRNA galactosyltransferase. The record is from RefSeq and is a predicted model, not a curated record. NCBI's taxonomy places the organism in Eukaryota, Metazoa, Chordata, Mammalia, Primates, Hominidae. The coding region runs from base 72 to 1112 and encodes 346 amino acids. The transcript is spliced from 13 exons.
CAGGCGCCGUAGGCCGAGGCGGAGGGACGAGCAGAGCCGGCGUGGGCGGGGCGUCCGAGGAGCGCCAGGCCAUGAAGGCCCACGUGUCUAUUAUCCUUCCAGUCCACAACGCUGAACCGUGGCUGGAUGAAUGUUUGAGGUCUGUUUUGCAACAGGAUUUUGAAGGCACCAUGGAGCUGUCUGUUUUCAAUGAUGCCAGUAAGGACAAGUCUGGGGCUAUCAUUGAAAAAUGGAGAGUGAAGCUGGAAGAUUCCGGUGUCCACGUGAUCAUUGGGGGGCACGAUUCUCCUUCUCCCCGAGGCGUUGGAUACUCUAAAAAUCAAGCAGUUGCCCAGAGCUCAGGGUCUUACCUUUGCUUUUUGGAUUCGGAUGACGUCAUGAUGCCCCAGCGGGUGAGGCUGCAACACGAGGCUGCCGUUCAGCACCCGUCGAGCAUCAUUGGUUGCCGAGUGAGGAGAGAUCCCCCUAACUCCACCGAACGAUACACACGUUGGAUCAACCAGCUGACGCCCGAGCAGCUCCUGACCCAGGUUUUCACCUCAAAUGGCCCCACGGUGAUCAUGCCCAGCUGGUUCUGCUCACGAGCGUGGUUCUCCCACGUGGGCCCCUUUGACGAGGGAGGUCAGGGCGUCCCGGAGGACCUGCUGUUCUUCUACGAGCACCUCAGGAAGGGCGGCGGCGUCAUCCGCGUGGACCAGAGUCUCCUGCUUUAUCGCCACCACCCACAGGCAGCCACGCACUCCAUCCUCGAGACGACCAUCUGGACCCACCGCGUCCGCUUCCUGGAAGAGCGGGCCCUGCCCCGCUGGGCGGCCUUCACCAUCUGGAAUGCCGGCAAGCAGGGGCGCCGGCUGUACCGCAGCUUGACUGCCACCAGCAAGCGCAAGGUGGUGGCGUUCUGUGACGUGGACGAGAACAAGAUCAGGAAAGGCUUCUACUGCCACGAGGACUCUGAGGAAAGACCCAAGCCCCGAAUCCCCAUCCUGCACUUCCGAGCCGCCCAGCCACCCUUCGUCAUCUGUGUGAAGCUGGACCUCACAGGGGGCGCCUUUGAGGACAACCUGAGGUCGCUGCACUUGCAGGAGGGCCAGGACUUCCUUCACUUCAGCUGACGGACCCAUGGCAGCUGCUCCCAGGAGAACAUACAGACUUAAGAUGCUCUAAAUUCAGCCACCAACUCUGCCACUGAUUUAUAUGCUGCUGUUGUCCAUUUUAAGCAGUUCUACAUGCUUUAAAAGAAAAUCCACAUAUAAGCCAUCCUUCUAUGUUUUUAUGGUCACAGUUUAUUGCUUCCCUUUCUCCACAUUCCUCCAACUAUCCAACUGCGAUCAUUUCCGUCCUGCCUAAAGUUUAUCCACUAAAGCAGUGGUUCUCAACCAGGGGCACCCCCAGAAGGUAUUUGGCAAUGUCUGGAGACAUUUUUUUUUCUUUUUGUCACAGCUGGGUAGGGGGAUCCUGCUGCCAUCUGGGAUGUUGCUGAACACCCUGCAAUACACAAGACAGCUCUCAAAACAAAUGACUCAACCCCAAAUAUUAAGCCAAGAUUAAAAAACCAAACAUGGAUAAGAAUGGCAUAUUUUUAUCUAAAUGACUUAAUUUUGUUCUCUUCUUUAAUGUUAUGCUGUGGGCACAAUUCAGGCAACUUGACAGCUAUUUUCGCUCAGCAUAAUGAAGAUCUUGGUCUACUCAUUGCUCAACUCCAGUGCUGCUGCUGGGAAAUUGGUAGUCGUUUAUAUCACUCUGUCCUUCUUACAGUUCUGCAGUUUCACCGUGGCAAGUCUAAAUGUGUGAGACUGUUAGGCUUCUGUAUCUGGGGACUGUUGCAUGUCAGUAUGGAAUAUCUGCAUCAUUUCAUUUCAUUCUGAGACCCCAAUUACCCAAAGGUUAGACAUUAUUCAGUGUCUCUUGAUGUUGCUUUCGUAUCUUCCAGUUCUCUGGAUUUUUUCAGAUCUUCCAGUUUUCUAAUUCUGUCUUCAGCUGUGUCUAAGUUAUCCAUUGAGCUUUUAAUUUCACUUCUUACAUUUCUAGGGGCUCUGUUUUUUUCUAAUCUCUUCUUGAUAAUUUCUAGCCCUUUUCAAAAAUGUACUCAUAUUAUAGCCUACGUUCUACCAGAGAGGUUUUGUAUUUGCAUCUUCUGCCCCUUGUCUGGGAAUACCACUGGUCAGGGCCAAGUCAAUCAAAUUUUCCACUUUAGGAGUUUUGGGGAUCAUACAGGUAGUAUUAAUUCAGGCCACUUCAGGGGAGAUUGAGGUAAGAGUCUUGCUGCUGUUCCUUUGAAAAAGAUUUAUUUAGGGUCCCAGCUUUAUAUAGCGGUCCAUUAGAUCUGGCCCUGGGCCUUACAUUCUCUCAUCCAUUCUGCUAUCAAAAUAGCAUGACUAGACUCCAGGGUUCAGCAGAAACCCUCAGGAUCUCCAAGGUCUCUGCUGUCACAUGGAGGGUUUCUGGUUAGCGCCUAGAACGUGUUUGUGGGUGCACAAAUCCCACAUCAGCUCCCCGGUCCCAGGGAUACUGGCUUCUUGCUGCUCUCUAAACUCACAAAGCUUGCUCCACUUCUGGGACCACAAGCAUUCUCUUUUCUGCCAUUGGGCACAGUUUGUUUGGACUUCUGCCCAAAUGCUGCCCCUUCACAGAGUGUUUUCUGAACACCUCUUCUCGGAGUCAACACCCAACACGCCGUUCCAUUGCCCACUUUAUCUUUGUUCGUAGCACUCAGUAUUGCCUGCCUUGAUGGUACUUGCUUGUUAUUUGCUAUUGUCUGCCCCAGCUAUCAUGUGAGCAAGGGGUUCCUUGCCAAACUCCAUCACCUGGACCCUGGUGGGCUCCAGAAACGGCUGCUGAAUGAAAGUGGGCUUUCCAGGCCACCAGGUGUCUGGUGAGCACAAGUGCCCCAGUGAUGGAUGGGAUCCAGUGGGAAAGAAGCAGUGGCCAGUGGAGUGAUCCACUUUCCUCGGGUUGCUAAGUUAGACCGACAUUGAAAGAAGAACUGCUUUGCCACAUAGUGUCACUGCUGGGUCUGGGUGGGUAAUCGACCUGCCUGCAUGUCUUAAAAUGCGAUUUAUCUGGAAUCUUCUUUUAAUUGGACUAAGAACAGUUCAUCAUGUUUUUCUCAGAAGCCACUUAUUCCCUCCAUCCUCGGUGCUUCCCAGGCCAGCAGGAGCUUCCUGAGCUACAGGCAUGGCAACAGUGCACCCCAGUUCCACACCCAGCAGGCGCAACCAGUCUUGUGUGUGCUGACCACAGGAGCCGAGCCUUUUCCUGCAUGUGGACUCAUGCAGCCAAGGCUGGGCCUGGUCACCCAGGAUCCUCACCAUGUGACCCCAGCCAAUCGAGGGGACAGUUCAAGGAGGAGACCCCUAUUAGACAGGUUGGAAUAAAAUGUUUAAAUCUUGUAAAAAUGUAACCCAAGGCUCUUUUAAGGGAUAAAGACUAUUGGCCACCAGGUCAAACACAAGAACUGUAGUGUGUUAACCCCACACUCCUGUGUGGCCAGGUCAUCACACACAUCCCGUGAAGAGCUGUCUGCUAAAGACAGCAUGGACUGUCACAGUCCUGGCCUUGUGGUCCUGGUGACCUCACAAGUGAGAACCACAACUGAGCCUUGCCUCACAGAUGUGGGUGGCACCUCCCAGUUCUUGGCUUGCCCAUGUUCCUGUGUCCAGGCCCCAUCCCCACCUGAGAGCAGGCCGGGGAGCCACCCUAAUCUACGCCACGCACACGGCACCUGGCACCCCUGGGCUCCUCACACGGGAAAGGGCUGCUCACCCAAGCCCUUGGGCCUCCGAGUGGCCACACCUGGGGCUGCUGGCCGUGGUUCUGCACCUCAAGCCCUGUGAGCACAGCACAGGUCCCAGAGAUGGGUGUGGGUUGCUAUCACAGUGAAAUUUUUAUACACGUUCCCCUCACCAAGCUUUGGGAUGGAUCAGCACGAGCUCAGACACGGAGACAAAGGUAGCCUCCUGCCCUUUGCUUAAAAACCCAAGUGUAGACUCUGCCCAGGCUCUCCUAAGACAGACAGUGUAAUCAUUUCAAGAAUGGUAUUUCCCACAUUAUUGUAGAGGCACACAUUGGACUCACUCUGACGAUUCCCCUUGCAGCAGACGUGUGAAGCUGCUGGUCUGCACACCCAUCAAUCAAUGACUCCUGCACUACAGAGGGACCACGUGCACGAUGCUCACAUGUGCACAGGGGGGAGGACGGCACCCCCACCAGGGAGACAGGCCCAGAAACAGCAUCUGCCCAGCACUCCAGACCACGCCUGCCACCAGGGCUUCUCAGUUCUCUGGCAUUUGAACCUCUGAUUUAACAUUCAUCUCUCUCCAAGACUGGGCGGGGCACCGCCUGUGGCCAGACGUCUCCCACAGCAGGGACAGCACCAGGCAAGAAGGGGACCUGGUCUCCAGGCAGGGGGAGUGGAGCCCACCUCCCCUCUGGCUGACCCCUGGGCAGUGAGCCUCUCCAUCACCCCUACACACAUCAGGCUCAGAGACAAAAGGCAGGAACUUCUUGGUACAUGAUUUUAUAGGAAGCACAUUUGUGUUCAAGUGAAGGCAGAGGCAUCCACCCCAGGUCACUAGAGCACAGGUGCAGAGAGGAAAAGCUGUCAGCUGGUGGCACCACUGUGCCAGGCUUUCCACACCGGCCUCCUUCAGGAACAAGACAUCCUCACCAAGCAGGGUGAGGUAUGGGCUCCGGUAUGGGCUCCAGGACUGGCUUCAGCAGGCACCAGGCUGAAGAAGAGACAAGACAAGCUCAGGCUGGUCAGCUCCCUCACACACCAUUCCCAGCCAGGGGACCCUCGCCCCUCUGGGCCCUGUGUGGGGACUGACACUGGGUUCCUGCAGGAAACUCUUAUUUGUGCCAUUUCCCACACACCCGGGAGCCCGAGCUAUGUGGUUGACAGGUGCUGAUGACUAACGUGUCCUCAGAAGGGCACCCCAUCUGGGCAUGCUGCAUCUGGGGAGCGGGAAGGGAGGUUCACUGCACUGCUCUUAACCUGCAUUCACACGUUUGAAAUUUUUCCUAAUAAAAAUGUAAAAAGCACAUUUAA